Vombatus ursinus (common wombat) is the source of this 1616-nucleotide messenger RNA. RefSeq names its product epithelial stromal interaction 1 (gene EPSTI1). The transcript is spliced from 12 exons. The coding region runs from base 122 to 1069 and encodes 315 amino acids. The record is from RefSeq and is a predicted model, not a curated record. NCBI's taxonomy places the organism in Eukaryota, Metazoa, Chordata, Mammalia, Diprotodontia, Vombatidae.
GCCGCUUUCGUUUUUCCCUCAAGAGCCAGCCGCCAGCUGCCUUGGAGCCCUGUUCCCCGACGGCUGCACGAACUGCGGGCUGGAGCGCUGCGCCCCUGCCCUCCCCCGAGACCCACUGACCAUGCACAGCCGAACCAGGGUUCCUUUCUCCCAGCCUGCUUUCUCCUCUCCUGCUGCUUGGGACACAGCUGGGAGGCGGCCGGAGCUGGGCUUGCCGCAAGGCCGGAGGCUGGGUCCUGGUGCUUCCCAGGAAGAGCCGUCGCUGGAGAGCUCCGGAGCUGGACACCCGACCCAAGAGCACAUGGCCGGGUUUACCGUGAUAGCUCCAGAUCAGAUCCGAAGAGACAAGAUAACGAGGAUUGCUAAGAAAGAAUUGGAAGAUUUGGAGAAGUGGAAACAGCAACAACGGUCUAGGCCAAUCCACACAAAGCCAAAUAAACUAGGUGGAAACCAAUCAGAGGCUGAAGCUAGGAAGAAACAACAAUGUCAACUCUUACAGUCUAAAUACCAGCAAAAGCUAAAAAGGGAAGAAUGUAUAAGGAUGCAGAAGGAAGUAGAAGAAGCUAAACUCCAAGCAAUAAAGGCGAUUCAGAGAGAAAAGAGCAAUAAAUUGGAGGAAAAAAGAAGGCUUCAAGAGAGGCAAAGAAGAGAAGCAUUUAAUGAUCAACCUCCCUGCAAAUCCUCUGAAUUCUUGAGUAGCCUGGAACCAAAGGUUCCUACCAGAAGCUCCCAUCAAACUUCUCAUCCUGACACACAAUGCACAAUAUGGAAACUCCCUGCCCUGCCUAAGGACCACAACUUGGCCAAAAGUGAAGUGCUUAAGAACACCCUUAAAGAGCAAGAAAAUCAGAAACUUCAUAAGAUGAAGGAUGCACAAUGCAAGAAGGGUGAAUUACUAGAAUUUAAACGACAGUGGCAAGAGGAGGAAAGAACAAAAGCUCACCAACGUGAACAGAGGAGGGUAAAUAAUGCUUUUCUGGACCGGAUAGAAGGCAAAAGUCAACCAAGUGGCCUCCACCAGUUUGGAGGCUUUGGAAAUAUGAAUUGUGGUAAAGGCUGGGGUAUUUGAGAUAUUCUGCACUUUCAUCCAGCCUUAGUCAACUGACCUUGAAAAAGCCCUGGGGAUAUUUUUUUUCUUCUAAUGCAGUCUUGUUCAGCUCCAUUGUGAUUUUGUUUUUUUACUCUGGCUUCUGCAUCACCCCCACUUCAGUAAGCAAUCUGCAAUGACCAGUCUGUCCCUUGCAUUAUGUAUGGGUAUUUUCAGCAGUUGAUUAGCAAGCUCAUAUUUAAUCUUUAAUGACAGUGAAAUGUUUCAUUAUUUUUGUAAUUUGUUUUGCCUCUUGUCAGAAGUAUAAUUAUAGCAACCUUAGUGAUCUAGAGGAAUGGAAGAUAGAAAAUAUUUGCCCUGUUGCCGGUACUUAAAGCCACGAGGGGAGCAGGGAUUUUUGUAUAUUCAUCCAAAUUUGGGGUUGGCUUAUAGAAGUUCCUAGAAUCUUUAGGGUUUUAUAAUUCAUUCUUUUUUUAUCUUAGCUAAAGAACUCAUACAAUAGAAAAUUAAGCAUAUUUUAAUGUCUUUUUAUUGAAAUUUAUUAAUAAAAUGUUAACUGUCUCAGAAA